AUGAGCAUCUCCGUUGCACACUGCAUGCACAAACCUUAUCAUCUCUCUUGUGCUUCCACUGACAAAGUAAGCACGCUUCAGCGUCAUCAUUCACACCAACCCAUGCCUAUUGUUUAUAUGCCGCAGACUCCAACGCUUUCGAAGGAUCACCGUGGAAACAGAUUAACCAAGCCCCGUAUCCAACCCCUCAUUGAUCUCUUAAAGUUCUGCGAGGAAAGUGGAUCUAUUAAACAGGCAAAUUGCAUUCAUGGGCACGUUCUAAAAUCGGGUUUUGGCGACCGCGACUUGUUGGUGUUUUUGAAUCAUGCAGCUCACGUGUACUCUAAAUGUAAUGACUACGAUGCUGCUCGUAGGGUGUUUGAUGGAAUGUCCCACAGAAACGUGUUUUCUUGGACUGUCAUGAUUGUUGGGUCCAAUGAACAUGGUUACUACCAUGAUGGGGUGGAGCUGUUUUGCACCAUGUUGGACCAUGGCAUGUCCCCGGAUGGAUUUGCCUUCUCCGCUGUUUUGCAGUCCUGUGUGGGGUUGGAUUCGAUUGAGUUGGGUGAAACGGUGCAUGCCCAGGUUGUUGUAAGAGGUUUUCUGAUGCAUACAGUGGUUGGUACAUCUCUUCUUAACAUGUAUGCAAAGUUGGGAUAUAGUGAAAGUUCGAUUACGGUGUUCAACACCAUGACUGAGCUUAAUAUUGUCUCUUGGAAUGCAAUGAUUUCAGGGUUUACAUCUAACGGUUUACACCAGCAAGCAUUCGAUUGUUUUAUCAACAUGAUUGAAGGAGGGGUCACACCUAAUAACUUCACCUUAAUAAGUGUUUCCAAGGCAAGUGGGCAGUUAGGUGACAUUAAAAAGUGUCAUGAAGUUCAUAGGUAUGCUUCUAAAUGGGAAUUGGAUUGCAAUACCUUAGUUGGAACGGCUCUUAUUGAUAUGUACUCCAAGUGUGGGUCCAUGUCUAAUGCACGUGUUCUUUUCGAAUCAAAGUUUGCAAGUUGUCUGAUUAACCCGCCUUGGAAUGCAAUGAUAACAGGUUAUUCACAAGCUGGUUCUCACCUACAGGCUCUGGAAUUGUUCACAAGAAUGUGCCAAAAUGAUAUCAAGCCAGAUGUGUACACGUUCUGUUGUGUGUUCAACUCAAUUGCCGCUUUGAAAUGUCUGAAAUCAUUGAGGGAGACUCAUGGGAUGGCUUUGAAAUGUGGAUUUGAUGCAAUGCAGACUAGUGCAUCCAAUGCACUUGCCGAUGCAUAUGCCAAAUGCGAGUCGCUGGAAGCUGGAGAGAAAGUAUUUAAUAGGAUAGAAGAGAAAGAUAUAGUAUCUUGGACAACCAUGGUGACGGCAUAUUGUCAAUAUUUCCAGUGGGGAAAAGCCUUGGCCAUAUUCUCACAGAUGCGCAAUGAAGGCUUUGUACCCAACCAUUUUACCCUUUGUAGUGUGAUCACCGCAUGUGGUGGUCUUUGUCUACUAGAAUAUGGCCAGCAAAAUCACGGUCUGAUAUGCAAGGCCAGCUUGGAUACUGAAACAUGCAUAGAAAGUGCUCUAAUUGACAUGUACGCCAAAUGUGGCAAUCUAACAGGGGCAAAAAGGAUUUUUGAAAGGAUAUCUAACCCAGACACUGUUUCAUGGACUGCCAUAAUAUCCACCUAUGCUCAACACGGUCUUGUUGAAGAUGCCCUUCAACUCUUCAAAAAGAUGCAACACUCAGAUGCAAAGGUCAACGACAUUACAUUACUAUGCAUCCUUUUUGCCUGCAGCCACGGAGGAAUGGUGGAGGAAGGCCUGAAAAUUUUCCAUGAAAUGGAAGAGACCUACAACGUGGUACCCAAAAUGGAACAUUAUGCCUGUGUUGUUGAUAUCUUGGGUCGUGUUGGCCAGUUGGAUGAAGCAGUGGAAUUCAUAAACAGGAUGCCAAUAGAGCCAAAUGAAAUGAUUUGGCAAACCUUGUUAGGAGCAUGUAGGAUUCACGGAAAUGCCAAGUUGGGUGAGACUGCCGCUCAAAAUAUUAUAUCAUCAAGACCAGAACAACCUUCUACCUACGUUCUUCUGUCCAACACUUACAUAGAAUCAGGACAAUAUGAAGAUGGGGUUACUUUGAGAGACAUGAUGAAAGAACGAGGAAUUAAGAAGGAACCAGGAUAUAGUUGGAUUUCCGUAAGAGGUGAGGUUCACAAGUUUUACGCUGGAGAUCAACAACAUCCACAGAAAGACAAAAUCUACACCAUGUUAGAAGCGUUGUCGUCAAAUGUCAUUAAGAGCUAG
Messenger RNA from Abrus precatorius (Indian licorice), 2247 nucleotides. RefSeq names its product pentatricopeptide repeat-containing protein At5g27110-like. The record is from RefSeq and is a predicted model, not a curated record. Bases 1 to 2247 code for a protein of 748 amino acids. The transcript has a single exon. Gene Ontology annotation, biological process: RNA modification. Gene Ontology annotation, molecular function: RNA binding; protein binding. NCBI's taxonomy places the organism in Eukaryota, Viridiplantae, Streptophyta, Magnoliopsida, Fabales, Fabaceae.